AUCUGUUUGGUGUCUGUCUGGAAGCUCCGUAGUACAUUCUGGUAGUCCUUGCAAUGAACUAAUGGCUGAAAGCAAUGCAUCUGCUUUAAACCAAUCAUAUGUCAUGUGGGCUCCCCAAAGCAUUUGCAAGCUCUUGAGGUGAAAAAUGUAGACCUGAACUGUGCUGAAAAUUCCAUUAGCCAUUCCACACACCUUUUUAAUGCUAAUAAACUCAUAGUGAGACGAGGCCAACCUUUUGGGUUCUAUCUACAUUUCCAAAACCGGGAAUGGGAUGAUGAAAAUGAUAAGAUCACCUUUACAGUGGAGACAGGUCCCAAACCUUGUGAAUCCCUUGGAACAAAGAGCAUUUUUCCGCUGGGUGGAUGUCCAGAUCACAACCACUGGAAUGCUAGCUUCAAACUUCAAAAUGAAAGAUGCCUUUGUGUGGACAUAUUUUCCCCUGCCAAUGCCUGUAUUGGCUGCUACAGUCUGACGAUGUGUCUGGUGUCAUGUGGUCACAAACAUUCUCAAAAUGUGGGAGACUUUUACAUGCUUUUCAAUCCUUGGUGUUCUGAUGACGCAGUGUAUUUAGACAGCCAAGCUCACCGAGGAGAAUAUGUAUUGAAUGAGGAUGGGAUUAUAUUCAAAGGCCUUCCAAAACACAUAACCACUCAUCCAUGGCAUUUUGGACAGUUCCAAGAUGACAUUCUGGAUAUUUGUCUGAAAAUUCUGGAUACAAAUACAAAUUUCUUACGUGAUCCUGGAAUGGACUGUUCUUGUCGUAAUGACCCUGUAUAUAUCAGCAGGGUGUUGAACACAAUGAUUGGUUGUCAUAAAAAGAAAAGCGUUCUAAAGCUCCCGUCCAACAAUAACUAUCUUCAGGGACCUAAUCCUUCACUGUGGAAUGGAAGCGUUCCUAUCCUUCGCCAAUGGUAUCAUAGCAAAUGCAAACCCAUCAGAUAUGGGGACUGUGGAACAUUUGCUUCUGUAUUAUGUACAGUUAUGAGGUGUUUGGGAAUUCCCAGCAGAGUCAUUACAGGCUACUACUGUCCCUUGAAUACUGUUAACCCUCUCGUUGUUCAGGAGGUUUUUGACUACACAGGCAAAAACAUAAAUGGCAAAGAACAUGUCUGGAUAUAUCACUGCUGGAAUGAAUCUUGGAUGAUCAGAAAAGACUUAAAUCAAUCUAUGAGUGAAUGGCAAUAUCUGGAUCCAACUCCUGUAGAAACCAGCAAAGGAUCAGUGUGCAGUGGUCCUAUAUGGGUAAAAAGCAUCAAGGAUGGAGAUGUGGAUACUGAUUCUGAUGGCCACCGAGUAUUUUGUAUGCUAAAUACAAGGAAUACUGCAUGGGUUUCUCAAGGAAGAGGCAAGAAGACCAAACUUUACUGCGAUACCUGGCCUUGUGGCCAAUGUAUCAGCACCAAGGGUGUUGGUAGGGACAUACGUGAAGAUAUCACUGAUGUUUACAAGCAUGAAUUGGGUUCUCUACAAGAGAAAAAGGCCUUCUAUAAAGCUUGUAAGAAAAUUAAUCCUCAGUAUCUCAAUGCCCCUAAUUCUGAAAUAGAGAAAGAUAUAUUAUCCAACAGAAACAGAAGUCUGAAAGACAUUGGAGUCAUAAUGAAAUUUAAGAUGGCUAAUUGUCCUGUUUACGGUCAAAAUGUUCAGAUCAACUGGGUACUUGAAAACCUGUGUGAUGAGAUCAAAGACAGGAAAUUCAACCUUAGUGCUCAGGGAAUGAUGCAGAAUGGAAGCUCCUUGGAUCAGCUCUGGAAAGAAAAUAUGCAUGUCACACUUGGCCCAAAGGAAGUGAAGAAAAUCUUGAUUGAUAUUCCAUAUGAUAGUUACAGCUCUCACCUCUGUGAUGAUAAUAUUAUGAGAGUGGCAGCAGUCUCAAUGCCAGAGCCCAAAGGAGAAAUAAUGAUGGUGGAGAGGGACAUCCUGAUCAACAGUUUACCUAUUGAUAUAAAGAUUUUAGACCACCCAAAGUUAAAUGUGCCGUGCUGUACAGAAAUCACAUUCUCUAAUCCCCUGAAAGAGGACCUCAAGAACUGUGUUCUCCACUUGGAGGGUUUCGGACUGAUUGGUGAACCAAUAACUACAGAAUUGGGAACACUGGAUGCUAGUCAUAAGGCACAAACAUGUGUAGAGUUUACUCCAUGCAGGUAUGGCAAACACCAAUUUGUUGCAAGUAUCAGCUGCCAUAAGUUUUGUAACUGCAAAGGAUAUUCCAAUGUAGACAUGGGGAGUCCACCAACAACAUCUGGAGAAGGAGGUGCAUGAGCAAUAUGUAAAGUCUAAGAAAAUAUUUUAAUACAUAAAUAAUGUUAUAUUUUGAAAUGCAGAAGUAUGGAAGAGUUGUGUAUACAAGUAGGUUUUGGGUUAAACUGGGCAUGCUUGGUUAAAUGAAAAAGUUAUUGAAUGCAAAGGCAAAUGCACAUUAAAAACUCUGUUAUGUCUGCCAUUAAAAUAAAUACAUACAUCAAAAU
This is a messenger RNA of Anolis carolinensis (green anole), 2465 nucleotides long. RefSeq names its product protein-glutamine gamma-glutamyltransferase 5. The record is from RefSeq and is a predicted model, not a curated record. Gene Ontology annotation, molecular function: protein-glutamine gamma-glutamyltransferase activity. Gene Ontology annotation, biological process: peptide cross-linking. NCBI's taxonomy places the organism in Eukaryota, Metazoa, Chordata, Lepidosauria, Squamata, Anolidae. The transcript is spliced from 13 exons. The coding region runs from base 475 to 2259 and encodes 594 amino acids.